Messenger RNA from Staurois parvus, 332 nucleotides. NCBI's taxonomy places the organism in Eukaryota, Metazoa, Chordata, Amphibia, Anura, Ranidae. The record is from the annotation of a GenBank genome assembly.
UCAAUUCUGCAAGUGGUUCUGAUUUACUAUCGCUGUUCUCUAGCUGAUCUAAACCCGCUUUUGACGUAAAAGGGACACUUUUUGGACGCCAUGGACUUUUCUCAGUUUCCAGGCAGAAAGAACAGACAAAAUGCAGGCAGGGCGCCGGACAAAGCACUCGGGACAAAAUGUAUGUGAAAUUGGUUGAGACAGCAAUGUUUUACUAUUUUUUAAAAUUUUUAAAUUUCCCGCCGCCGGCGGCGCCCGUACGUCCCGACGUCACAGGGACAGGACACAGAAGCCGGAUGCCAGCAUCGGCCGGAGGAGAUGGCCGGGGACGCUGCAGGGGACAC